CCAGGAAGCUUAUCUAAGGAGAGAUGGAUUUGGGUGUCUUUACAGUAAUCUACUCGUAAAUAUACCCGUUUGUACAUUCUACCUGUUGGAUCGAACAUAUUAAAUUUUUCUGUGUAUGUUCUUUGAUAAAAGGGAUUUUCAUUGGAACAUUCAUAUAAGUCCUUUUCUGAAGGAUCUUCUGAUUAAAAGUGUUUCCUGAAGAAGAACUUUGUUUAACACUGACAUAUGGCUUGUCACUGCCAAAAUAGUUAUUGGAUUAUAGUGAAGUUUGAGUGAUGUAGAGUGUACUUAGGUUAAUCCUCUUUUUUUGUAAAAAUUCAAAAAUUCUGGAAUUUCAAGAAUGGAAAUUCAGGCAAAUAAAUCAGCAGAGGAAUUCUUAACUACUCUAAAACAGUCUUUAAAACGGAUGCAAAACAUUCGACAGGCGGAACAAACCAUUCGUUUGAGAUUCCGCAGUUCGUCUUUGACAGAUCUCACAAAAAUUGGCAGACCCGUCUCCAAGAAGGUUGACAGACCCAAUGCCAGGAUGGACCGAGAGGAACUGGCGCAGGAAUCGGCCAGAAUUCAGAAGGAGAUGGACGAGAGAAAGACUCGAGAUCACCCCUCCCGCAGGGAUGAAAAGUCCCCCACUCGUACUGCGAUGAGUUUAUCAACUUCAGCAAUGAACAGAUUUCCUUCCUAUGAAGAACUAAGAUCACAGCUACCUCCAGGGUGCCCCGACCCACUUACUGGACGAUUCAGCCCUGCCCCUCAGGAAAGAAUGAGUACCUCUUCCAGUCCUCCCCCUCCCAAACAGAAGUCUGGUUCUAUCCAUCCACCAGAGUUAUAUGGACAGCCUAGUUCUCCCAGGGACCUACAUAGGAGGUCAGUUUCUCCUACAGAGAGGACCAGGAAAUACCCAGAUGUACAGAAUCCCAGCACAAGGAGCUUCUCUCCUGACAGAUUACCUGAUGUUCAAUUGGAUUCACCAACUAUGACAAGUUCUCCAAGAGAAAAGAAAUCUCAUACACAAGACAGAACGGAACCAGUUAGUGUGGAAAAUCCUCGUGAACAAGAGAGAAGUCGGCAAGUGAUGCGACCUAAAUCUCAAAAACCAAUAGACAGAUAUGAUGAUCAGGACAGUGAUUUCAGUGAUGUUAAUGACAAUUCUCUGUAUGACAGAAGUGCCCCUAGUCAGACUUUUAACCCCAUAACCAGUUCUCCUAUAGAUAGAGGGAGGACUAGGAGCCGCAGGUCUAAUGAUUAUGAGGGUUCUGGCCAGCCCACUAGUAGGAGUCUCUCAGAGAGACCUUUCUACAGUCGGUCUUCCUACGAUCACGAGAGAAGCCAAACAUCACCAGAGAGACCUCGUGUUUCACAGGAAGUUCCAGAUGUUUCGCUGGGAAGAAUAAGUCCCAUUCUCAAUGGAAGGGGUUCACCAAGGGUUACAGAAGAAAAAUUGUCUGUUUCAUUCCAAGAUUUCCCGCCACCUGCACAGGAAGAUGGUAGAAGUUCCCCCACGUAUUUAGAUCUGGCUUACAAUAAGGAGAGGCCAUCAUUCAGAUCAGAGUGGAUUGCCAGAGGAGUACCUUCUAGAUCAGAAAGUGAGAGUGAACCAAAGUCUUUGAAGAGAGCCCUCCUGGAUGUAAGAACUGCAGAGAAACAACUUAAAGAAAUUAAAGCCCUGACUGAGGAUGCCAGGACACAGCUGAUGCUGACAGAAUUUAAGAGAGACAACAAGCAGAGAGAUUAUGAAAGAAUGAGUGAAGACUUAAACAGGAGGAAGCGGGAACUGAAAGGUUACGAGGACCAGCUAAGGUCAAGGACAGGUGAUAUUCUACAGAUGGAUCAGACUCAUCUUGGUGAUAAGACCCUUGCCCUUAUCCAGGAGAAUGAGAGUCUGAAACAUCGACUGAGACAGGCUGAUGGCCUCGAGUUAGAGAGAGAUGAACUUGUCAGACAGCUAGAGAUGGCAAAGGAAGACCUCUUCAAUGAACAGAAACAGGCCAGGCAUAAGACUGAAGAACUCAAAGAUGAGAUAGAAAAUUUAGCAAGUCAGCUGGAAGAAAGUAGAGGACCCUUCCCUGUAGUGGACACUCAGAAAGUACGGGAACUAGAGGAAGCUCUGAGAAGGGUGGAGAAGGAGAAGACAAAUCUUAUCAGGGAUAAAGCUAGUCUGUAUGAAGAGCUUCAGGAACUGUCUAAAUCUGGUAAAUCUGAGUACAGAGCGAGGUCAGGGAAGGCCGAGGAACUGAGAGCUCAGCUAGACAAGGUCUGUGUAGAGCUGGCAGACAUCAAGGAGAAAAACUCAAAGAUGGAGGAAACCAAUGGUCGACUCAGAGAGCAGAUUGGAGAAUUGAAGAGACAGUUAGAAAGAGAGAAAAUGCUGAAAGAUGGGCUGUUGGAUGAUCAUAAAAGGACUCUUCAAACCCUCAGGAAAGAAAUGGACACAGCUAUGGGACAGAUGAGAGAGAAUUUGUUCCUGGAGAAACAGAAAGCUAUAGAGAACAUCAGGGAAGAUGUUGACAAGGGAAGGUCAAAGACAGAGGAACGACUUCAGCGGGCCACAGCAGAACACCAAAAAAUUCUCAAGCAAAAAGAAGAGGAGAUAACUCAGUUAAUAGAAGUGGUGGGGAAACUUGAAAAGGACAGGUCACUCUUGGAAAGAAGAAUUAAGGAUGACACAGAACAAAAGGUACAGGAAGCUUUGAAGCAGGAAAGAGAGCAACUGGUGAAAGAUAAAGAGUAUCUGCUGAUGAGGGAGAGGGAACAGAAAGAGAGUAGACAGACUCUGAAGAACCUGGCGAACGAACUCGAACAGGAGAGGCAGCACAAAGGGACCUUGAUAGAAAGGAUUGCCCAGCUAAACAAGGAUCUUGAGGAGCAGCGUCAGAUGAGCAAACAGGCAGCACAUGAUCGUAUGAUGGCAGUGGCUCGAGCCAAAGAUCAGCUCAAACAAGAGAUGUUACAGGAGAUGGAUCGAGUCCGGGAAAAACUCAAACAGGAACACAGACAAGAAAUAGAACGCUUACAGAACACUAUACGCAGACAAGAGGAGGAGCUAUGUAAUCUCCGGGCCGAGAGGAAGCUUUACGUCCGACCCGAGCUGGAAAACACUCUCGACAGAGUAGAGAGGACAAUCGUCAAUGAAAUCAACGAGGAAUGCAGACGCAACUCUGGAGUUAUAGGCAGCAGUCCACGGAAAGUCAAUCUCAAAAACUUUCAAGUAGAAAAUGGAGGCUACACUCCCAAUGGCAGGAGAACUCCUACCACAGCAGCUUUGAUACAGCCCACAGAUAACAAAGAGGCAAACCUCAGAGCCUGCAACCAAGACCUACGUAACCAUGUGACAGAAUUAAAACGAGAAUUGGAAUUACAGAAAUCAGCUCUAAUGAGAGUGGAAAGAGAGAAGGACGACCUUGUGCAAAAUGUAAAGAAAGAGAUAGAAAUAGAAAAGAAUAAAGAGCUAGACAAAAUGAAGCAGAGCUUGAUGAAGCAGGUGCCAGCACUGGAAUACAAUGGGUACAAUGUGCACAAACCCAACAAUCAAAUGCAAUAUAACAACAAAUUGGUGUCCACCCCCCACUAUGAGUACAGUCCCCGGGGUGAAGUACAAAAUUAUGAGAUAGGAAGACUAGAGAGAGAAAUCCGCAGACUAGCAGAGAACCAAAAACAAAUCAUCCAUCAAAAUGCCUCUGCCGUAGAACACGAUAUUCAGAAUGAAAAAAUGAUAAAUCAGUUAAAAGCCAAGGUCAUGCAGCUUCAAGAUGAGAAUGUUGCACUUAAAAGCAGCAAGUUUAACUCCUACUCUGUUCCUGAUUUGUCAAAUCCAGCUCACUAUCGCUCAUCAGCUUCCCUUCACCAGCCAUCACACAGAGAGAAGCUGGCCCACUAUUUGGAGCAGAGAUCUAAGGAAGGAUUAAUAGACAGUGAGACUGUGGCAGAACAUCAGAGAAUGAACAGAAAUAUGAUGUCACAGAAAAUGAUGGAGAUGACACGUCUACAGAAUUCCCUCACUGACCAGGCGAAGGAUUUGAUUCACCUGAGUAAAUCCUAUCACCAGCUGAACAAGAGAUCGCCAUCACCUGUAAAAGAUCUCAACGUCACCCAGUAACAGGAGGGGGGCAAUAAUGGGAGGGGAUAGACUGUGGUCAUUAGUAUUAUCUAUAUUUGUUUCAGAACCUGAUUUACCUGGGCAAGUCUUAUAAUCACCUGGACAGGUAUUACCAUCCCCGAGAGGCCUGGUACUCUGUGCACGACAAUAACCAAUACUGACUGUAUUCAUGUAAUUAUGUAAUCAAAUACAGUUACAUUUACAGUAGCCAUUACAGAGUGUAAUCAUAAAUGUAAUAACACGAAUGUAAUCAUGUUUCCAUCGUUUGUAAUUUAUGUUAUCAUGAUAUUCUAGCAUUAAUGGUACAUGUAUAUUGUUACAAAGUAGUUUUAAUUAUUGAUUGUAUGAGCUUUAAUACACAAAUUGCAAAGAUAUUUGUAGUCAAUCUCUUAAAUGUAUAAUUGUGAAAGUAAUGUUGGCAGAUAAAUGAAUCGAGACUUUUUAUUCAAUUUACCUGUUCCAUCUAAAUAGGAGUUAUAUAUAAAUUGUGUCAGUGCUAAUGUGUAUUUUUGUACAUACUGGCUACGUACAUUUUGCAAUAUUUCCAUCUGAACCGACUUCCAUAAGGUUAUAUGUUAUUUGUAAUAUUUUUUUGUCCCUUAUAUAGCAAGUGUUAAUGCAUGGGUAGUGGAGUUAUUUGUAUACAUUAUCAGACACCCAAGUUACCUCUGAACAAAAUCAAAGUUAACCUGAAUGUUACAAGUAUGUAUACAGUAAGCCUCUGUAUGUACAACUUUUAAGUGUUAGAGUUUAGUAUUGCAUUAAAUGCAUAUCUAAAGAACUGUGUAUCUUAAUUGGCCUUUUGUACCAAUUUUAGUCCAUGAAGUACAAUGUACAUGUAUAUUGAAAUUUGUACAAUGAUAUGAUUACAACUUAUAUACAAUGUAGCAAGAUGAAAAAAAAAUCAAAAAUAGUGUAGAGGUUAUUUAUGCUGAAGUUUGUCCAUGGUAUGAUAUGUCCAUAUGGACAUAAAGGUAUUUUCAUAAUUCACACAAGUGAAAUAUUUAUUUAUUUAGAAUUGUAUGUAUAUACUACAGGUCUCGUGCCAAAUUUUCUAAUUUUGGUAGUCCUAUUUACAAAGUGUUGUGGUAGAUAUUAGAACAGGAAGCUGGAUUCAGAUCUGAUAUUUUCGCUGUAAAUUUGCUUUAUUUAUAGUUGCUGUUUUGCUGAGCUUUUUUUAUUUAUAACUUUACGGAGAUGCUACUCUCUGAUGAUCCAUCAAGUGUCUGUGAUAUUCAGUUCCGUCCAUACAAGGAAGUCAUAGUGCUGUGUUUUAGAUAGAAAUGAAAGCAAGAGAUUGAAAGAGUGAACGAAUGCUUUGAUGUUGUGGGUAUCUUUGUAUGAAUGGGGAAAUAGAGUAGAUUUUUGCAAUUAGAGAUUACUAGCUAGGAUUUUUUUCUAUUAUGCAUUUUAUGCAAAUUUAUUUAUGAUAUUAAUAUAUAUAUAUAUACAUGAAUAAAAUAUAAUUUAUGUUCAA
Molecule: messenger RNA, 5570 nt
Organism: Saccostrea echinata
Lineage: Eukaryota; Metazoa; Mollusca; Bivalvia; Ostreida; Ostreidae
Product: trichohyalin-like
Exons: 26
Coding region: 341-4093 (1250 amino acids)
Source: RefSeq, a predicted model, not a curated record